GGAGAUACGGUGUUCGAGCACGAGCCUCCUGGAUCGUCCCGAGGGUGAGCCGAAGGGGACCAAGCGGAGGACACCGGGACCCGUGAAAGAGCCAAGUCCACCGGCCGCAGCGGAGAAAGAGGAAAUGCGCGGAUCGGUCGGUGCGCCGGACGUCGUCAGUGUCGUGGGACGAGUUUGAAAGACGAUCCGGAUGUGGCUGGAUCCGCUUGUUCUCUUCAUCGGCUCCGUCACCGUCAGCUCCUCGAAUCCACGGACUCAGCCUCAUCCAACCGAGACCAGACUCCCUCGGUCGGACCGACGAUACGAGGAUUUCGGCCGAUGUAUCGCGUCCGUUCACAAUAAGAUCUCGUCGAGCUUAUGAACGCUGCACGGAGACACGCGGCCGAGCGGAAUUAAAAGUGCGCUUAAAAAGGUUAGCGGGAUAAAAAAGGCGCGCGCGCGAAAGGAUAAGAGAAAGGAAUAGGAGCCACCUCCGAGUCCUUGAGAGUACCCAACGGGUAAAAGUGCCGCGCACGGAGCCAGCCGGUUGACCCUGGGCAGCCAACGGAGCAGACCCCGUUGGAAAAAAGUUCUCCAUCGUCGUCGACGUCGCUUUUCGUCGUCGCCUCCGCCACCGCCGCCGUCGUCGCGAUCGUAAUUCACGCGGCCACCUUUCUCCCACGGCUGAAUCGCUCGGAUUCGAAGGCUCUCGUGUUUGCGAAAUAAUAAAUCAGGUGUCAGGGGACACAUCUUUCGCGCGACGAUCACGUGCGCGACCAUCGACGAAUCAUCACCGAAGAACGACUGAUUCCUCGCCUCACGAUCGAAUUCCGAUCGGAAUCCGCCUUGAACAAGGACCAAGGCGACUCGUCGACCGGCCACCGAAAAUUCCCAGAAAAAUCUGCUCUACGAGCGCUGCUCCUCCUUUCUCCGUGUACCGCGACUAUGUGGACGUGUUCAGCAGUGUGAAGUGAUUCAGUGCCAAGCUUCGAUCAUUGUUCCGGUUGCUCAUUUUUUCUUCUUCGUCGCGGGCUGUUUCGUCCCGUCGUUUUCUUCCACGUCCGACCGUUCCUUGUUUGCGUUUCACCACGACGUGCCGUGAUCUAUUUCUCGGUGGUGAUCCACGUACCGGUAUAUCAAUGUACGUCACGUGUAUGCACCGUCGUCGUCCUCGCCGCCGCUAUCACGGGAUUUCGGGUCGUCGGCUCGUGGAGAUGCUUCGUGACUCUUCAAGAGAGUCUUAACGGAAAAUAUUGCGUUCGCCGAUUUUUGUUCCCUUUGGAUACCAUAUUGGAUAAAGUGCGGACGACUCAAGUUACACAAGAAAGCGGCCAUUUAUUUUCCAUCGACCUGAUAUCAAAGAAAACCGUCUAACACCGUAAUCUUCGAUCUUCAAUAUGUCUCUCACGAUGUAUACUGACGGUCUCCUGACACUUCAUUAUGGGAAGCAUCCAGCGACCUUGGCCGCGGAGGUCGGCGCCUGGUAUACCGGGGACCGUCACGUGGACGUGACGUUGGCUUGCGACGAUGGGUCCGUUGUUAAGGCCCACCGCGUUGUUUUAGCAGCAGCUAGUCCUCUCUUGGCUGGUCUCCUUCGCAACCCCGCCUUGGAUCACGUGGUCCACUUGUCUGGGGUUCGAAAAACCCAGCUGACUCAUUUGCUGGAAUUUCUCUACAACGGAGAAGCUCUCAUACCGUCGACGGAGCUGACACCGUUGAGGGAACUAUUCGAACUUCUUCAAAUCAAGUCAGAGUUGUUCGAACCGAAUCAACCUCAAACCUCCAGCAACUCAGACCCCGAAAGGAUACCCACCCCUCAGCCCUCGGAGGGUCAAGAAAGCUCGAGCUACGAGUCGCAGUACGACGGCAGGCAGUCGAACAAUCCCGCGGAUUGCUGCUCGGUGCUCAUAAAAACCGAGGGCUGCGAGGAGGAACCGGAAGUGGACGUGGAAGGCAUUGAGGGGGAAGCGCUGCUCACGGAGAAUAGGGAGAGCAGUAUAGAACCGCCGAGGAGGAGGGAUAGCUCUGACCCUGUGAAUCUAAGUUUAAAUUCUGGAACUUCCACUACUAGCGAAAGUUCUCAUGACAUUGUACCUAGGCCAGAAAAACAGUUAUUGGAAAGGCGAGAAUCUCUAGAAGAAGUUGAAGAGAGGAGAAGACAACUGUCAGCUCGACUCGCAUUAGGCUUAGAACCAGGAAAACGGAAACCAGAAGAAAUACCUAUCCCACCUGCGGAGGCGUAUGUUGUCACUCCCCAUCGGAAACGAAGGCCAGGCUUUCACAAUGCACCCGCACAGAAUCCGGCUUUUGUACCAUUCAACCCUGGAUUCGAGACGCCGAGGCGGCUGCAAGCGCCACAUCCUCUCAGCGUCUCGGCACCACCAUACCUGCAGGAUAGGUCGGUGACGCCUCCAGGAGCAUCGCACCGGCCACCAAGUGCGGAUCCAGCGUCGGCGGCGGGCUUGGAGCCACCUUGGGGUUCUUGGGCUUUGCCACCGGCAAGGGCUCCUCCCCCACCACCGUCGGACGAUCCGCCGAAAUCUACCCCCGUUCGUGAAUACCGGUGCAGUUAUUGUGGUAAACAGUUUGGCAUGUCCUGGAACUUGAAGACUCAUUUGAGAGUGCAUACGGGCGAGAAACCGUUCGCGUGUAGACUCUGCGUAGCCAUGUUCAAGCAGAAGGCCCACCUGUUGAAGCACCUUUGUUCGGUGCAUAGGGGUGUGAUAGCAGCGCCCGAUAACACUUUCACAUGUUGUUUCUGUUCGUUGAGUUUCGACAGUCUCCAAGAACUUAUCAGGCAUCUGUCAGGGCCGCAUAACAAUCUGCUGCUCAGCAAGAAUCUACAUGACUAGCGACAAGGUUAAGGCCAACCGGUGCCGAAGCUCGAACGCAUCUCGACCGAACUCCGGUUCCGCGUCCCGAUCACCGAUUCGAGCUGCCUCGAAUCGUAGUCUAGACCAUAAUGUUACGAGUGCCUUUUGAAAUUCGAAUUGCAACAAGCAAGCAAGCAAGCAAGCAAGCAAGCAAGCCAUUUCCAGUAUUCGCUCUUCGACGCAGCAUUUCUCUUUGUUGCUUUUAUCGUGUAAUCGUUGGUCUGGAUAUUGAUCUCGAGAUGCGAAGGCAUUUACAUGUCCGUUAGAGAAAGUGUGUCUCCGAAUAUUUCUACCUGAUCUCAAACGUUUCAGUAAAGGACGUUCGAUUGAAGACACUUGGAAAAUUUUCGGAGAGAGCGUCAUGCUGCCGGAUGUUGUUUCUUCGCGAAGAAAAUUCACACGCUGAGUGGUAUUUAUUCGUCGCGGAAAUUGAAGAAAAGAAAUGUACCGAAUUAGAAUGUUUUAUUUUUAAGGAGUACACGCGCAAGCGUCGCAGAAACAAUUUCUUUUCUUCAAGAAGAAACAGCAUGGUGUACCGGGAGGGCCUUCCACGAAAGCGUUAGAUCGUUACCACGAUUCUUCAGCCGGAGGUGAUCCGAGGUCGAUGCCAAUGACCGAUUUACCAGUCUAUUGUAAUAAGUGAUGACCAGUAAUUCUGACCAAAUAACAUAUUUCCGUAUGUUGACGGUCUCCCUGAGGAAACGUUACGAGACGGGAACAAGAGAAAAGUAAAACGCGUUACGGUAACGACGAAGCGAGAUCGAGUUAAUUGUCACGCGUCGGAUUUCGUCGGGUCCGUGAAACUGGACUCGAUACGCGCGCGCGCGUUCUCGUUGCGUCUUUGCUCACCGCGGCAUUGCCUCUGAACGUUUCUCGUCCGCGUCACGUGACACUGACAAGAAGACGUCUCGUUUACCUCAAGCGCGCGCAACACACGCAUACUCACACACAUACACACAAAAUCUCACAUGUAAAUAAUAUUAAUGUUAAUAGUAGGAAACAAAGCGGACGGAUAACGAUUUAUUUAUUUUACACUUUGCAAAGGGACCAACCGAUUUUCCACCGACUUCUGUCUUAGGUAGAUAUUAGGUGACCUGCCCAUCAAUCACCUCGAAUCAAUUUCGCUCGUUGGAGAGCCGAACGGUGUUAAAAUUACCGCGCGGAAUGUAUUCGAUCGGUAGCCCGACGAAAAUCGAAAGACAAAUCUAUUGGUGUUUUCCUGUAAAUCCCACGAAGAGAGGAACAUUAUCGGCGAAUCGCGGUUCUAGGAGAAAAGGUGGCGAUCAUUUUUCUUUUUCCAAACUGGGUCGAUGCUGUUCACCGGAACAGUCGUACGGACGUUGACAAUGUUCUUCCAAGUAAAAUCCUCGUCUUCCAUUUUAUCAGUCUAAUCCCUUUUUCUCUUCUGCAUCAGCCUUCCAACCACCUCACCGCGUCAGUUCAGUAAUUUCGAUUUGGUGUAAAACAUCUUUGGUAUCUCAGCGACUCGAGUGCCUUGUCAAAUGGGUCCAAAUUGGUCGAUUGGGCAGUGAUUUCAUGUGUUCAUAGGCUUAAGAUACGUACACGUGUAAGAUGACGAUACGAGCUCGCUUAGGAAUUGAAGGAAACGUUAAUCAAUUCACGUAGAAUGUCUUUAAAUAUUACUCGAAUUAAUUCAAGUUUCGUUAGGGUCUAGAUAGAGAACAUUUUUAAGUAGUAGCUUCUUGUUUCUUUAAUUCCUCUUUUAUUUUUUUUUCUUUCGUUGACGCAGGACGUCAUUUCUCUUUUUUAGGUAGGUAUUAUUACCUAAGGUGCCUUGAAGAAGGGCCUCAGCCUCUUUUUAACUCCUCGACCGUGAAAAAAAAGCAUCGGAAACAAAGGGUUUCAAAGGAGCCCUACUUUUAUAGGUUAUGUUACAUUCCACCCGGACAUCCCUGUAGAUGCGAAAUUGCUGAAACGAUCCAUUCGAAAGAAUUCGGUAAACGCGAAUAUCUGACGAACGCUAGCGAACACAGUACCUUCCCGAUUAAUUUCUCCCCUUCCUUUCUCGUAGCAAAUUUUCCGUCUUGAAAUGGUAACGGAGGCAAUACAUGCUGUAUCGUAUACGCGCGCGGACGCGAGAAGGAUGGUAAAAAGAGGUUCGAGGGGUGGUGUGCGCUCUCAUUAAGCCAGACAAAAAACGGCCAGCACAAAACAGUGAACGCAAUGUGAUACUAAAUGAUAAUAAAGAUAAAGUAAUUAUUAUUUAGCGUGCGACGCCUCGGCGCAUGGCACGAGCGCAAUCCGCGGCUUUGUCAGGAAAAGGGAGGAAACCGUGGCGACCGCGAGCGGAGAAUUCGUCGGGUCCGAUCCUUUUUUCUGCGAGCUGCCUAAAUAAUUUUUAGUGACCAACGUUUCUUCGUUUCUCUCUUUUUUCAACCCUUUCUCCUAGAAAUCCCCGAUCCAACCCCCUCGUCCCCUCUUCUGGAGUCGUAAGUGCACUAGGGUUACGUAUACAGAUUAUUUUAUCGUUAAUUAGUUACGUUUAUUGCGUAUGCAUACACGCGCUCGCGGCCAGAUGUCGGAGACGGAAGGCAGUCGUCUUUCGAAAUAUAUAUGUGGAAAUAAAAAUGAUUUUCUCGAACGGACCUGCGGUUCAAUUGUUACUCUCGACAGAAUCGAACGGAGGAAAUUCGUGUACGAAGAGAAUAUAAAAUAUAUAUGUAUAUAUAUAUUUGGUUAUAUAUACAUAUACAUAUAUAUAUUUCUUUGACGAGCAUACACACGCAACAGUUAUCGUUUCUCGCGGAUCUAAUGGCCCAUAGGCCUAUAGUAUGCUUCUCAGUAACGAUGCAAAAUGCUAGAGAACGUAGAAGAAAAUUUCUUUUCCUUUUCUAUUAGGUAAAUUAUAGUGAGCGACGAAGUUUUGUUCGAUAUGUGCUUUAAAGUGAACAAAUUAUGGAUUCUGAAGCACGAUGUGAACACGCUCGAUCGCCUGUGAGAUGUUUUAGACGUGAUAUCGAAUUAUUUCUAAAUUCUAAAAUGGAGUUCUAUGUUUCUUUCGAAUAGAAAAGUACUUGUCCUUCGUUGUCAUCGUGCAUUUUCUUUUUGUUUCUGUACGUUGUCGUUUAAAUACGUUCUGUCCUUCGGACAUUUGGCCAGAGUUAUGUAGAUUUUAAGCAUCUUCCGAGCGGAGACCGUUUCCGCGUGCUUUCUUAGUGUUCAUAGGUUUACAAAAAAUAAAUUAAUUCAAACAAGAUACACGCGAGCAAUAACGAAUCUGCUGCCUGAAACAACAUAUGCCGUGGCCGUAUUCCUUUCCUUUUUCUUGCUUGGCAAGUUUCCCUCUCUUUAAGUAGUUAAUUAAUACAAACUCGAGAGACGUUUGCAACAGAAAUAUUGAUAUAGGAGAAUUUAUUAUUGCGGUGAUCGCUCGUUUCUCAUUUGCAUAAAAAUGUAAGAAUUUUGGUUCAAAAUGUUUGAACGAUAAUAGUUUCACUUUCUUUGCUUACUGUGCGCUAAAUAAUUCCAUAAGCAUUAAAAGCAAAUAACAAUUUAAUUCAGUUGAAAGAUAUGUCUGCAAGAUCUGACGGAUAUAUUGCUUUAUUUUACUUCCUGGAUAAUUACAGAUAUAUAGUAUUUAUAACUAAACUGUGGAUAAUUAUGCAAAUAUAAAUUUGUAAGGUUUUGUUUAUGAAUAUAGAGAGCAGAAGAAGAAUCUUGUUAGUUUAUCGAAUAUUUCAUUAAAAAAUUGAAAUAAAAAUGCAGUAUGUUAAAUAACAAUGAGUACUAUAAAUAUAUAAAAUAUGCAGUCUGUUUACUGUAUUUUAUUUUUUUAUUCCGAAAUGUGAUACUGAAUCGAUUAAGUUGUCAACAGUAACAUUCAGUAUUAAGAACUUCAAUAAUUUCCAGUAACUUUCUGUCAUUUGCAUUUUUAUAUAUGGUUAUUAAAAGUUUUAACAUAUACACAGAGUUUUGAGUUAGCAGGUAAAAAUUAUCCUGAAGAAAGCAUAUAUUUCGACAUAAAUACAAGAAUAAAGUAGUAAACACCUAAAAUUCGUUAAGCAUCUUUUAGAAUUAAACUUAACAAAUGGAAAAUUUUAGCUUGUAAUGAUGUAAUAUAUUUUUUAUUGUGCUAAUAGGUACAAUGAAGGAACAAAAAACACUAAUCGGUAUAAAAAUUAAAUGUACAUAUUAAAAAACGGUUGAGAAACGUUAAAAGAUUGUUAAUUAAACAAUGCAGCAAUGAAUUCAAACGUUUAAAUUAAAUUUAUUACGUAACGCAAAGAAUUAAUCUAGUAAAAAAAUUACGUAGUAUUAAUUUGUUAACUUGAGUAUUUACGUCACUUUGUCAAUUUAUUAUUAUAUACAAAUUCAUAAAAAUUAUUUUGUUAUUUAAAAAAUUACAUUAAUAAUUAAGUUUAACAUGACCAACAAAAGGAUUAAACCAAUUACAAUUCCUUACAUUUUUUACGUAGAAGAAAAAUGUCAUAUAAGUGAAGAUAUUGCCAGCAUUUUAUGGAUUUAAAGUAUCAAGACAAAUUUUUUUGCAAUAUUUAAAAUAUUUCUAUCUCAUCAAUGUCUACAACAGGAUUCGGUUAUACCACAUAUAAAUUUUACGUAGUCAUUAGUUCAAUUUAACGAGAUUUCAUUGCUAUUUUGUGAGGUAAGUAAAUUUUAAUGUAUAAACUGUAAUAAAAUAGAGAGACCUGAAAUGGUUAUUAAACUGACUAAUUUAUUUUUGAUUUUAUGGAACUCUUGAUACAAAUUUUUGCUUAAAUCUCGAUUUCAAAAGGUAUCUAGACCACGAACACUAGAAUUUGCAUAAAUGUCUACAGUUUAAUAAAAACAUACCAAUUAUUUAAUCAUUAAUUACAAACUAUUACUUGUCUUUUAACGUCUUUCAUUAUACUUGCACAUAGUAAAAUAUCAGUCUUUUAAUUUAUCACACACUAAGCGAACGAAUAAAAUUAAAAUUACUUUUGAAACCAUUAGACAACCGAAUUAAAAAGUGUUUAAAUGGUCGUAGAGAAUUCAGUUUAGUUCAAAGAAUCUUAACAUUUAAAAGACCCCUCACGAGAUAUUUCAAUUGUAUUUUUCUUGCACAGUUAGUUACUAAAAACUGUUAUAUUACAAAACUAAUAGCUGAUCUAUUCAAUAACUUCAUAAAUUUUUGUAUUUCCUCAAUUCAUUUCACAUUUUUAAGCCAGGAAAAGGUAUCAGAACUAUGCAACCAUUUAAGUGGUCAGAAUCCUUGACAAUAUUAUCAGGGAAUAAACUAAAGAUCAUGGAAACUAUCAGUGAUUCAAGAAUUCCGGAUGAGCAGCGUUCUCCUGUAACCGUUGUUCGUUUCUGUACUUAAUGAAGUGUAGCAGGCCGAAGUGUCUACUUGAAGCUAACGGUUCGAUAUCUUCGACGAUUUCAUACAAAAAGAAAACCGUGACAGGGAACCCGUUACCGGUGAUCUACGUUUCAGAGCGGCGGUGUAUGCUAAGCGCUUCGACGACAGUAUCGAUUGCAUAAUUGCAACGCGAUAAGUAAUAGUCAGUUCUUGUUUUACUCCACAGAGAACUCGGACACAUUUGCCAUCUACCUGUUUCAUUUGUGAUCAUAAAUACUUGCUUGCUAAAGGUCGAGGUUGCUGAAACCGGCUUCAUGAAUGGCUACAGGAAGAGGAAUAAUGCCAUCAAAGGUGUGAGUUUCACAAUCGUGCAUUCCAAGAUGGCCGGUGUGAUGCACUAUAAUUCCACCUGUCGUAAACAAACCUUCGGAAACCAGAUUUGAAGCUAGGAUUACAUUCAAAAGGACAUAAUCCAUUUGAGGCUGAAUAUAUUUCUUCGGCUACAUGGAAUUAGAAAUUUUGGGGACGAUGAGGGGACAGAACUGUUUGAACCAGGAAAUAAGUACAUUUUUCGGAUAUUUUGACAGUGUAGUGUUUUGAUAAAGAUUUUUUUUAAUUCAUGUAAAAUUAUAGAAAUGUAGUAGAAAGUUAAUGCCAAACAAUUUUUUUUCAAUACGAAUUUUUAAGGAAUUUUUUCAUGAGAGCAUUUGCCUGUACGAGUGGUUUCAUUUUAGAAAUAUAGAUUAUAUAUGAAAAUAAAAAGAAAGGAAGGUUAUUUUUGUUUGUCGUGCUGAGAUUGUUAUGACGAGAAAAAUCAUUUUGAGAAAAAUGCGUUUAAAAAAAACUUUGGCUGUCGAGAUACCUAUACCGUUUUGUUCAAAAUAUCAUAACAUUAUCAACUUUUUAAAUUUUCUUUUAAGAUUGUUUUACGACGGGUUUAGAUUAUUAGAUUAUGAAAACAUGAAAAAGAUUUAACGGUUUGAUCUUUUUCAACAGUUGACUCCUUUUAAGAUUGUCUUAUAUUGUUUUUUAGAAAAUGUAUUAACAUAAAAUAAUAUUACUUACGGUACCUAUUGGAUUACCAUAUUCGAAUAUUUGUAAACCUUUUAAUACAAUUUGAAUUUUUUAAGAAUUUAUUCAUUUAUAUUUCUGAUACAGAAAUUAUUUAUGCAAUGCAAAUAAGAAUCCACUUUGCCAAUUUAUUGUGACAAAAAGAAAAUCAAAUUUACUUUGAAUAAUCAGGAAAAAAAAUUACAGAUGUGCA
Nomia melanderi (Alkali bee) is the source of this 9415-nucleotide messenger RNA. NCBI's taxonomy places the organism in Eukaryota, Metazoa, Arthropoda, Insecta, Hymenoptera, Halictidae. The record is from RefSeq and is a predicted model, not a curated record.